AAACUGUAUGGGAAAAUCAGCAAGCAAAGAAGAGAAGACUUGGUUUAAGGUACAGAAAGAAAAGACCAAACUUAUGUACUCCAAAUGAUCAAAGAUAGAGUCAGCCCUUAUUGGUAACAACGAGGCUGGCAAAACCACCUUCAUUAGAAGGCUAACAAAUGAUGAGUACGAUCCUGACUAUGAAGAGACCAUAAUCACUCAGAUGGGAGUCAAGCUAAUAGAUUUCAAGGACAAACUUGACUUUCCAAUGUACCUCAGACUUAUAGAUACGCCCGGGAAUGCAGUCUCUUUCCUGAAGGACGAGCAAUCAGUCUUCGAGAAUCUUGACAUCGCAUUUGUAGUUCUGGAUGGCUCAAAAGUAAUUCACAAGGAGCAUGUUAUCUCUGUCAACAAUUAUGUAAUUCAACGGCUCAGGACGUACAACAAGAAGGUCAUUGAAAAAGAGAAGAAAAGCUCUGAAUAUAAGAACUACUUAUGAAAACUACUGGAUGAAGAGUCCACAGGUUCUGGAAAUUUGAUUCCUCCAGAUGAGAUGUAUGGGUCAGUUCAAGAUGAUCUCUUAAUGCCACCAAGAGCUAGGCUAGAUAUAGACGAUAGGAGCGAAGACCCUGAUAACUCCUUUAAUAACGAUCAUUCUGAAGUGAAUCAUGGAAUGUCUCAGCACACCAUUGUAAAUCUUAGACAGGAUACUUAUAAAAGCAGAGACGAGGAGAAUAAGCAAGAUGCUGAUGAUAUUGUAAAUCUCUACAGAAACAAAAAGAUAAAAAUUGCAAUGUUCCCAGCUGUAUUCCACAUAAUCACCAAGAAAGACAUGCUUUCUGAUGAAGGUUUGGAGGACCAGAGAGACAGAGCAGCAGCCCUCAAAGCUGAAGGAAUCAUCGAUGAAUAUUUCUUUAUCUCAUCAAAAGACGUGGAUGAAGUUAACGGAAUUUUUGAACUCCUUGAGGGCAUCAAUGAUAGAAGAAUGGAGGUAAUGAGACAAGAAAGAGAUGAGAAAGACUCUCAGAUAUCAUCUAAGGGCAAAUAAUCCUCCUCUUUUAUAUAGCUG
Messenger RNA from Moneuplotes crassus, 1048 nucleotides. The record is from the annotation of a GenBank genome assembly. Lineage: Eukaryota; Ciliophora; Spirotrichea; Euplotida; Euplotidae.